UAUGAAAUUGGGAUGGGGAACCAGUGGCCUAGAGCUGAUGCUGAUGCCACCCCAAAUUUACACAAACCCAACUCUGUUUAUCAUCUUCUUCCUCUUCUUCAUCUUUUCAUGAACUCUCCUCUCUCAUGGGUGUCGGUUUCAGGCUCAAUUUGAAAUGGGGUCUCUCAGUUCAACCUCGUCUCUCUUCCACUUCCUCAUCUCUGCCCUCAUCCACACACGCUUCCUUUAAAAGCAAGGUUGUGAAUUAUGAUAUGGCAAGGGUGUCUCUCCCUGUGGAAGGAGACUCUUCUUACAAUGAUCAUGUUAGCGGAAAUGCAUGUUCCUCGUCAACUUCCCGGAUAUUGGAUACUGAUUACAUGGAAACCAACAGUUUUAAGUUAAAACAAAUAGCAGUGCCUGCCUCGCGCAUUUUAAAAACCAAGAGGAGCGUCCGCAGUUUGUUACAAGACGAUAAAUUAACAUUCCUUACAAGCUUACAAGCAAAAAAGAUAUCACAAUAUAGGUUACUCUUGGAAAAUCUUGUUGUGUUGGAGGAUACAUUUGCUGAUUCAGAUGUGGUAACAUUAGAACAAGACAUACUGGUUCAAUUAGAAAAGAUUGGAGCUUCGAAGUUUCUACGUACGUCAUUUUCUGAAAUCCCUAAAUACCCAUUAGCAAAUAACCCUGUAAAUGAAGAAACCAUCAAGCCUAUUGUGCCUUCUACAAGAAAGGUGGAAAGAAAGUCAAAAAGAGAACGUACAUUAAAGAAGGUCAAUGAAGUUUGUACAGUGGAAUUUCACUCACAAGCAGUCAACCAUAAGAACUCUAGACGAGUCAACGUUUCUUCAAGAAGACUGUCAAAUUCGAAAAGUGGAAGAAUCAAAAUCACUAGGAAUGAGGCCGAGCUAUCACGAGGGGUUAAGAUGGUUGCUAAUUUGGAGAGGAUUAGGAUGAUGUUAGAAGAAGAAACGGGCCCCAUGGUUAGUUUUAACAGUUGGGCUGCAGCUGCUGGAGUAGACAAGAAAGAGUUGCUUGAAAACUUGCAAUUUGGGUGGCGUUGCAGGGAUGAGCUUUUGAGAAGUACGCGUUCGUUGGUUAUUUACCUUGCAAAGAACUACAAUGGUCAAGGAAUAGCCUUCAAAGACUUAAUCCAGGCAGGAAAUGUUGGUGUUCUUCAAGGUGCAGAAAGGUUUGACCGCAGUAGAGGAUACAAAUUUUCAACUUAUGUACAGUAUUGGAUCAAGAAAUCAUUGUUAAUGUUGUUGUCUCGGCAUUCUAGAGAGAUACGAAUCCCUUUUACGUUGAGCAAGGCUAUAAGUAAGAUACAGAAAGCCCGAAAAGCACUAGAUAAAGGUGAUGGAAGAUGCCCGGAUGAUUGUGAGAUUGCCAAAUUCAGUGGUCUUUCAUUGGCUAAAAUUGAAUCAGCUACCAAAUGCCUUAGAGUUGUCGGUUCCAUCAAUCAAACAAAUGCGAAGUUUUGGGAAGGUACACCUGAUCCAACAAUGAUGACUCCUGAAGAAGCUCUUAUGAAGGAACAUAUGAUCAACGAAAUGUACAGCCGAAUGGAAGAUUUGGAUGCGCGGGAGAGGAAGGUGUUGACUUUAAGAUUCGGGCUCAAAGGGUAUCAAAGGAAGACACUAGAGGAAAUCGGGGGGUUUUAUGGUGUAAGCAAAGAAUGGAUUCGUCGAAUAGAAAGGCGAGCGUUAACAAAACUAAAACUGGAUGAUGAAGAAACCUUGCAAAGUUUUAGACAAUAUUUGUACAUAUAACCAUAUUAAGGAUAAUGGGGCUUUUGAACGUUAUUUUUGUAUAAAUUGUAAUACUUGAUGUAAUAACAUUCUUUGUUUAUAUUGUCAUACAAGAUUAAAAGGACGA
Molecule: messenger RNA, 1854 nt
Organism: Helianthus annuus (common sunflower)
Lineage: Eukaryota; Viridiplantae; Streptophyta; Magnoliopsida; Asterales; Asteraceae
Product: RNA polymerase sigma factor sigC
Exons: 8
Coding region: 126-1748 (540 amino acids)
Biological process (GO): DNA-templated transcription initiation; regulation of DNA-templated transcription
Molecular function (GO): DNA-binding transcription factor activity
Source: RefSeq, a predicted model, not a curated record